Molecule: messenger RNA, 666 nt
Organism: Pteropus alecto (black flying fox)
Lineage: Eukaryota; Metazoa; Chordata; Mammalia; Chiroptera; Pteropodidae
Gene: PGB
Product: gastricsin-like
Exons: 5
Coding region: 1-666 (221 amino acids)
Biological process (GO): proteolysis
Molecular function (GO): aspartic-type endopeptidase activity
Source: RefSeq, a predicted model, not a curated record
AUGGACCACUGCUCGCUUCGCUGCUGGUCAGAGCCAGAAUCUCUUCUAGAGCAGUUUUUCUCAAUCCUCAAGGGAGACUGGGAGAAGGAGGGGGAAGUUGAAUCUUCCAUAUUUAUCCCCUACUUGGACAAGGCUUGGCUUCUUAAUGAGGGUACAAAUCUUCUUUCACAGGCUUUUUAUUUUGGGGAUAUCAGCAUUGGGACACCACCCCAAAAUUUCCUGGUUCUCUUUGACAUGGGCUCCUCCUACCUGUGGGUACCCUCCAUCUACUGCCACAGCCAGGCUCGCUCCAAUCACAACAGGUUCAGCCCCAGCCUGUCCUCCACCUUCAGAAACAGCAGGCAAAUCUAUACGCUGUCCUAUGGGAGUGGCAGCCCGAGUGUGGUCCUGGGAUAUGACACCAUGACUGUUCAGAAUAUUGUCGUCAAUAACCAAGAGUUCGGCCCGAGUGAGAACGAGCCCAGCACUCCCUUCUACUAUCCAGACUUUGAUGGGAUCUUGGGAAUGGCCUGCCCAAACGUGGCGGUGGGGAAUGCCCCAGCAGUUAUGCAGACGAUGCUGCAGCAGGGCCAGCUCAUCCAACCCAUCUUCACCUUCUACUCCUCUCGUCUGUCUUUUGAUUUCAACUCAUUCACCUACACCUUUGAUAAAUUACUUCGAGUAUGA